UUUCCUGCACCCAAUUUGUUUUUCAAGUGUACUUCCAAAUCAACCCUACUUUCUGCACCCAUUACCUCACUGAAACAAUCACCAACAGUACAAAAUGUCCUCUUUCUUCGGUUCCGGCGCCGGCUCUCCUUCUAACGACAUGACUGCCCGGAAAGAGCAAAUGAAGCAAUCUAUCCAACAAGAGCUUGCCAUUGCCAACGCUCAGCAGCUCAUCAACAAAAUCAACGAGAACUGCUUCGCCAAGUGUGUCACCAAGCCUUCCACUUCCCUUAGCUCUUCCCAAGAGUCUUGUCUCUCUCAAUGUAUGACCCUCUACAUGGCCGCUUUCGACCAGGUCUCUCGAUCAUACGUUGCUAGGAUAUCAAAGGAGCGAGGUGUUGCCCCUGGUCUCUAAGUGUGAAGAUUUAGUUGAGAAGGCGAUAUAUUAUGAGCAAAAGGAGAAGAAUGAGAACGACAAUCAUGUAACCGUCACAACUCUAUGCAUCCGUAACUGUCAAAGUGUGCAUUGGU
Molecule: messenger RNA, 510 nt
Organism: Cryptococcus deneoformans JEC21
Lineage: Eukaryota; Fungi; Basidiomycota; Tremellomycetes; Tremellales; Cryptococcaceae
Product: mitochondrial import inner membrane translocase subunit tim13, putative
Exons: 5
Coding region: 95-394 (99 amino acids)
Source: RefSeq, a predicted model, not a curated record